This is a messenger RNA of Hydractinia symbiolongicarpus, 5533 nucleotides long. Its product is annotated as AT-rich interactive domain-containing protein 1A-like. NCBI's taxonomy places the organism in Eukaryota, Metazoa, Cnidaria, Hydrozoa, Anthoathecata, Hydractiniidae. Gene Ontology annotation, biological process: regulation of transcription by RNA polymerase II; positive regulation of DNA-templated transcription; chromatin remodeling. The record is from RefSeq and is a predicted model, not a curated record. Gene Ontology annotation, cellular component: SWI/SNF complex; brahma complex; nBAF complex. Gene Ontology annotation, molecular function: DNA binding; nucleosome binding. The transcript has 11 exons. Bases 379 to 5103 code for a protein of 1574 amino acids.
AGCCGAGCCAAUUUAGUUUUGCAUUAUAGCUUCGGGAAAGAGUUUCCAUCUUGAAUUUUCUGAGAUUGAGAAAAUAUGGUUUAUAUAUUGUACAAAAAAUAGAUAUUGCCAUAAGUUAUCUACGUGAUUUAGCUAGCUUAAAGUAGAGGAAGAGCUUGUUUUGUUAUUUAGCCGAUUAAGAUGGUCAUUACUGUCGAUUUAUACUCACAAAUAGGCUGCCAAACGAGUGCCAUACACAGAUCAAUUUGAACAUAUUGCGUCAAAAGGAAGGCAUAUAGUUACUUAUAAACCUCGUAAAAAGGUGAAACUUAGAAAUAUAUCAAUAAGUAUGAAUAUGUUCAUGGAAAAACCAUUGAUUUGAACAUAUUUUGAUCUAUAAUGAACCAACAAAACAUGAUGCAACAGUUCUUUGAUCAGCAGCAGGGUAAUGUGAAUGGAUUUCCUGGUACUGGCUUUCAAGGAAAUCAACAAAUACCUGGCUCCUAUGGAAAUGGCCCAACUGCUGGUUCAAAUCCUUAUAUGGCAAAUUCAAAUAUAAGACAACAGAAUGGAUUAUCAAGAUAUGGAAUGAAUGAGAAUGAAACAUUCGAUAUGCAAAGCCCAAGUAACAGUCAGACGCCCCCAAAUUUUCAGAACUUUAUGGACCCUCGAUUAAGUGGAUUUGACCCAAGAAAUAGGUCUAAUUUUGAUCCCAAUGGAAUGAUGCCAGGCAUGGAUGCCUUUAAUGGAAAUGGCAGCUUUCCUGGCAAAAUGAGAAUGAAUGAAAUGGCUGCUAUGUUCAAUAAUCCUGCUGCUCUUGCUGCUUUUCAGAGGCAGAGAAUGGCUGGUAUGUUCAAUGCAGGACGUGAAAACGAUUUUAUGUCUCCCACCAACCCGUUUGGAGGAUUUAACCCACAACAAGCAGCACAGUUAAUGCAGCAGCAAAGAAUGGCUGCGUUCCAACGUCAGGUGCAAGAGCAGUUAGCUGCACAACAAGCUGCUGAUGCCAAUCGAUCUAGUUUUCCAGGUGCAACUAACUCACCAUCAAAUGGAUCUACCAGUGAUAACAGUCUCAAUCAACAUAAUAGUUUACCUAACUUUGGUGGAAGUGGUAGCUUUCCGCAACAACACAACAGACAGUCAAGCAUGGCUAGUAGUGAUUCAGCUUCGAAUUCAGACCUGGCUUCUCAUCAGUCAGCUGCAGUUGUUUCAGGUGCACCUGUCACAGCUUCAACUAAUUCAACUAACCAAGCAAAUGAGACAACACAAAAGUUACCAGCAGAUAAUACCAUGCCCCGACCUCCCAUUGAUCAAUCAGGUGGUAGUGAUGCCCAGAGGAAUGCAGCCAUAUUAGCAGCUGCUGCUGUUAGGGCUGCUGCUGCUGCAUCAACUCGAGGAAGGGGAGGAUUUCCCACUCCUAACGCAGGUGGUAUUAGCAACUACCCAUUUGGUCCACGCUUUACUGGAAGUACUGAACAGAUGCCAUCACCAUUCCAGCAAUCACAAUUAAAUCAACCACCUGACUUCAGUGUCCUCUCACCCAAUAAAGAUGUGCAAAUGAACAUUCUUAAUGCAUCAUCUCCAAUGAGUCAGGGACGUGCCACACCAAGAAAUGGCAAUCCACCUCCUUACUCUCCCAUGGCUAAUAGUACUGACAGCAAUCACAGUGCAUCUGGCUCUGUCAAGGGAUCUAUUUCAAACAUUUCUGUCAAAUCAUCUGAAGGAUCUCAACAAAAUCUUUUAUCACAGCAGUCAAAUGAAGAAAAUGCUAAGGUGAAUCCCAGUCUGCAAUCAAAGAAAGAUCAUGAAGCUAACCAUUCUGGCUGUUCACUCUUGGUUGCUGGCAGUGCAACAAAACUGUCUGCUCCACCAACACCUUUAUCAAUGCCAGUUGCAUCUCCCUCUCCAUCACCAUUUCAAGAUGAUUCUGAAUUGUCGAGUUUAAGUCCGUCAUGGCCACAGACACCUCUUUCUCCGAAUGCCCAGAAAAUUUUAAAAGCCCGUGCUUCACCGAAACAAUAUGAGCAGUUAUCAAAAGUGUAUGAUUUAAUUGAUGAUGGGGAGAAGAAACAAUUUCUGGAAAGAUAUUUAGCAUUUAUGAGUGUCCAUGGAACACCAGUAACCAAGUUGCCAGUUAUUGGAAAGCGUCCAUUGGAUUUGUACACACUGUUUCGUGCAGUAUGCGAAAGAGGAGGAAUUCAACAAGUAAUGGAAAAGCGACUUUUUAGAGAAGUUCUUACUGCUCUCAAUUUACCAAGUGGCAACAGUGCACUAGCUUACCUUGUGAAAUCACAAUACAUGAAAUAUUUGCACGCAUACGAAGUAAAGGAAAAGGAAUCUUUUGUAGCGAAAUGGAAUAGCCGUAAAGCAUCAGGUAUAAAACAGGAACUCAAUGUUCCCACAAUCGCAUUAAAUGAUUCGUUGAAUCCUUCUAACGGCCAAAACAAACUUGCAGUACCAGGUCAAAACCAAGUUAACAAUACUUUUCAAAUGAACUCCAGCGCGUCUACUCCAAACUGGCCGCCCAAUGCUUUUUCUAGUAAUUCAAUGGCUAAUUCUUCUAUAGCAAGUUCAGUAGUUGGAGACAGUAAUCAGUUUGGCCCAAGAAUGACUUUUUCUAACCCGGGAGUAGUUAAUCCAGGUGGAUUGCCUACAUAUGGGCAACCAGGAAUGCCACCUCCAGGAUAUGGUGGGAACCAGGAAAUGCCUCCCAGCUAUCCAAACUUUGCUGGUUAUCAAAACCAAAUGUUUCCACGAGGUCCAAUGCAAAACUACAAUAUGCGACCUAGUAUGUCAAAUGAUGGAAUGUCCCAAGGUUGGGCAAGAGGAUUUUCACCGCGGCAGGGUCCACCAGAAUUAUUUCCUGAAGGUUUACAACGCAUGCCGUGGACGCAACAACCAAAUCAGCGACACCCUAUGUCUGCAUUUGGCACUCCGACAUACCCCAAUGCUAAACCGCGAGGUCAAAUGCCACCAAUAUCACGCGAUUCUUUGCAACAAAUAAAGUACAACGCCCAACAGGAGCACCUGAGGAUGCAGUUACAACAACACCAAGAACAGCAACAACAACAGCGAAAACAACGUUUAAACAUGCAACAGGAGGUAGGCAAGUUGCAUGGCAAGGGACAGAAAAUCAACACCCCUGAAACAAAAUCACAUUCUGCUAGUUCGCUGAAACGAGAGUUAGCAUUCCCAGCUGAUUGUGUUGAAGGUGUAAAACCAGCGUUGUCGAAGCGGAAGAAACUCACCUCGAAAGAUUUAGGCCCAAUUGAAGCUUGGCGGAUCAUGAUGUCUUUAAAGUCUGGUUUAGUUGCUGAGUGCACGUGGGCGAUUGAUACGUUAAAUAUCCUUCUCGCCGACGACACUACUAUCACAUACUUUCACCUCAACAAAUUACCAGGAUUACUCGAUACGCUAAUGGAUCAUUACAGACGUUCCCUAGCUAACUUGUUCAACAUGUUUAAAGAACUAGAAAUCCCGCUAUUACCAGCUUCCGAUAAAACUAGUUCCGAAAACAGUACUAAAUCGAUAGACGAUGAGAUUGCUGAUUUAUGGGUGGGUGUGUGUAAAAACUCGAAGGGUAGUUACAGUUCAAAUAUCGCUUCUGCUGUUGUAGUAGCUGGAAUGAAGGAGGUUUUAAACACGGGAAAAGAGUUCUGGGACAGUGGUGGCGGUGAUAAUACCAGCCACAUACGGACAUCGUUUCCCACGAAAGACGUGAAAUUAAAAACGUUCCCUAAAGGCUUGACUUACGUUACGAAGUCUGAGGAGGAAAAACAGCGGAAAAUCGACGCGUUAAAAUUGCACAUGGAUGCUGAAGAGACGACAAAUAUUAAACGUGAUUCUGAUAAGAUCAAGACGGACAGUUCUAAGGGUGACAACGAAACAAUAUUAAAAGCCGACAUAAAGGAUAAAAAUACAGUGUGCAUGAGUGUUUUACAAGAUCUUAUGAAGAAUCACAGUGAAGAUAAAAAAGAGGAUCAUGACGAAGAUCCGUUAGUGCGCAAGUUGUUAAAGGAUUUAGAGUUCGACAUUCCCUGCGACAAGAAGUAUUUAGAAGAUUCUAAGGAAUUCAUCGAGUAUUUAAAUCGACGGCUGAACCGUGAAAACCGCGGAAAUGUUCAAAGCGAACAGUGCAUCGUGAAACAGAACACUCCGUUUGUUGGAUCGUUAGAGAGCGACGUGUCCCUUCUUAACAGAUGUGUUGCGUUGUCGAAUAUUUUUCGUAGUUUGUCGUUUAUUCAAGAUAAUGAUGUCGAGCUUGCGGGUCACACGGGUUUGCUGCUUGUCUGUGGUCAGAUUCUCUUACGUAAACAUCAACAUGCUAUCACGGAUCAUUCUCAGUUUAAGCUUGGACUAGAUGAACGCGUUGUUGUAAACAAUGCAAUUUCAGACGACCAAACGGCGUCUUGGUGGGAUUCAGUUCACGCUAUAAGGGAGAAUACGUUAGUUAUGCUCGGAAACAUUGGCGGUCAUUUACAUCUUGCACGUAUCAAAGAAAACGUGUACCGACCGCUUAUUCACGGUUUAAUUCAUUGGCUUGUGUGUCGCUCCUCUGAGGCUUUGGACCCGAUGCCGACUGCGCCAGGUUCUCAUGCGUUAUCCGCUAAAAGGCUCGCAAUGGAAACCCUAGCUAAGUUAACUAUAAACGCUGCGAAUGUGGAACAUGUUAUAUCGUGUCCUGUGGAGUCACAACUGGGUGAUGUGGCAGACAUUCUUAUUAAACAAAUCGCCAGAAAGCAUCCCAUUCCUACACGUGAAUUCGCAAUCAUAUUAUUAGAUAAUUUGGCUCAUUCCGAACAAUUUGCUAAAACUUUGGCAGAACGCAAAGCCGGUAUCAAUAACCUAGUGAAAUUCGUUUACGAAGCUGAGAAGAACACGUCGAAUUACCUCUCGUCGGGAGGGCGUGUCCAACCCGGCCUUAAUGCUGAAGAUAUCUGUGGUACUACAAUCAGCUUGCUGCGCCGUUCUGUAAAUAUUCUUUUAUCCAUGGCUAAAGUGCCGUGCAACCGACCAGCAAUAACUCCUUACACGAACGAUAUAUUAGCUCUUACUACUUCCCAGAUGAUAGACACAAGCGUACUGGCCUUAUUGGCUAAAGUUCUUUUCGAACUGAGCGAAUGAUAGUAUAUGUUUGUUUUUUUGUACUUAUUCCUCUUAUUCAUAAUAAAAUUCUACAACCAUGUAAAUUUUUUGAUAGAUUCAUCUCUCCGUUUUUAUUUUUUCCUUUUUAUUGUAUUUUGGAGACAUUUUCUUUUGAUAAAAAAAGUAAUCUCACAAGAUAUUUCUUGAAGAUAGCUCUGUUAUUUUAAUAAAUCUCGCCUUAUUAUCUUUUUUCAAUGUUUCAUCGUGUGUAUGCCGUUUUAUCUUCGUUCGCAGGCUUUGUUUAAAGGUUCACUGUGAGUAGGAAAUGAGAUUUUUGUAAGUUUUAUAUGUGAAUUGUUUCAUCGAUUUAAAAGCUGGUAUUGUACGUAGUAACUGGAACUGUCUAUUUUCAAAAUUAUGACGCAAGAGUAUAUAUAAAAAUAUAAGCGGCUCUGGUCUUUUUUAUCAA